GCCGCCGCCGCAGGGCCGGCGGGCAGCGAGCGGCAGCCGGCGGCAUGAGGCGCGACCCGGCGCCCGGCUUCUCCAUGCUGCUCUUCGGCGUCUCCCUCGCCUGCUACUCGCCCAGCCUCAAGUCGGUGCAGGACCAGGCGUACACGGCGGCGGUGGUGCUGGAGGGCAAGGUGCAGUCCGUGGGCCCCCCCGCCGGCGGCAAUGACAGCCGCGGCGCCGGGCCCGCCGGGGGUGUCCUGGUCAAGGUGCUCGACCUGUGGCCCCUCAACAGCGGGGGGCUGCAGCGGGAGCAGCUCAUCAGCGUGGGCUCCAAGGCGCCCUGCUUCAAAGUGAAGCGCAACCACCGCUACAUCUUCUUCCUGGAGCCCACCGAGGAGCCGCUCGUCUUCCACACCGCCUUCGCUCCGCUCGACACCAGCGGCAAGAACCUCAAGCGGGACGUGGCGCGGAUCCUCUGCGCCGACUGCGCUGUUCCUCCCAAACUGAAGAAACUGAAAAGCCCAAAUGUUCACGUGGGUGAGAAGAUUUCCCUGAAAUGUGAGGCGACUGCUGGGAACCCUCAGCCAUCCUACAAAUGGUUUAAAGAUGGGAAGGAGCUGAAGAAGAGCAAAGACAUCCGGAUCAAGUAUGGGAAUGGGAAAAAGAUUUCCAGACUGCAGUUCAACAAGGUGAAGCUUGAAGAUGCUGGGGAGUACAGCUGCGAAGCUGAGAACAUUUUAGGGAAAGACACCGCCAAAGGCAGCCUGAAUGUGAAAAGUGUAACCACAACUCUCUCCUCCUGGUCCGGGCAUGCCAGAAAAUGCAACGAAACAGCCAAGUCCUAUUGUGUCAAUGGAGGGGUGUGCUACUACAUCGAGGGCAUUAAUCAGCUGUCGUGCAAGUGUCCGAUCGAAUUCACAGGAGACCGGUGUCAGCAUUUCGCAAUGGUCAGCUUCUCCAAGCAUCUUGGAUUUGAAUUAAAGGAAGCAGAGGAGCUCUACCAGAAGAGGGUUUUAACCAUCACGGGAAUCUGUGUGGCCUUGCUUGUGGUGGGCAUCGUCUGUGUGGUAGCUUACUGUAAAACCAAGAAACAAAGAAAACAAAUGCAUAACCACUUGCGGCAGAAUAUGUGUCCUGCGCAUCAAAACCGGAGCCUUGCCAACGGGCCAAGCCAUCCACGUUUGGAUCCUGAGGAAAUCCAAAUGGCUGAUUAUAUUUCUAAGAAUGUUUCUGCCACCGAGCACGUGAUACGAAGGGAAACAGAGACAACCUUCUCGGGAAGUCACUCCUGCUCCCCGUCCCAUCACUGCUCCACAGCCACUCCAACCUCCAGCCAGAGACAUGAAAGCCACACCUGGAGCUUGGAGCGAACAGAGAGCCUGACUUCGGAUUCCCAGUCUGGGAUAAUGCUGUCCUCGGUGGGAACCAGCAAAUGCAACAGCCCGGCGUGCGUGGAGGCACGGGCGCGGCGCGGGGCCACCUUCUGCCUGGAGGAGCAGCGGCGGCCCACGACGCAGUACCGCGACUCCGUGGACUCCCUGCGCGACUCGCCCCACAGCGAGAGGUACGUGUCGGCCCUGACCACACCAGCACGCCUGUCGCCCGUUGACUUCCACUACUCGAUGACCACGCAGGUGCCCACCUUCGAGAUCACGUCCCCCAACUCGGCGCACGCCGUGUCCCUGCCGCCGGCGGCCCCCAUCAGCUUCCGCGUGGAGGAGCAGCAGCCCCUCCUGCGGCGCUACCAGCUCCCCUUCCAGGACACGCAGAGGUACGACAGCUACUACCAAAGGAAGACCUACCUAAACGACAGCAUGGGGAGCCUGCCCUCCAGCCCCUUCCGCAUCACGGAGGACGACGAGUACGAGACGACGCAGGAGUACGUCACAGCGCUAGAGCAGCCAAAGAAAACAGCCAGCAGCAACAGGCGGUGGAAAAAAUCCAAACUGAACGGGCACAUCCCUCACAGAGCCAGAGCCGUCCGGGACUCCUUCUCCUUGAGCAGCGCCUCUUACAGCGAGUCUGACGAGGAGCUGGUGGCCGAGAGCACGCCGUUCCUAAGCACUCAGAACAAUGAGGCGGCGCACGCGGAGUCGCCGCCGCUGCACCGGCCGGGCGACAGCCGGACUCACUACUCGUGCCGCGGGCACAGCGCGCACGGCGACGGCGGCCGCGGCAGCAGCCUGGCGCACGUGGCGCCCAAAGCGGACCCCGACUCUCUCUAGGCGCAUGGGCAACCCACGUGGAGCAGGCCGAGGGCGAGACAAAACCACGCAAACCCGCAGAACGAGACAAAACAGAACACACACAAAAAAAAAAAAAACAAACAAACACAAACGAAAAAAAUAAAUAUUUUUAUUUUAUAUAAAAGAGGGAAAAAACAAAAAAUAUAACAAAUAAAAAUGUUUUAUUUUCAUUUUAGCAAAGUUGUCUUAUAAUAGCUAACGACAAUGACUUUUUUAUAGGGAAUCUCUAUUUAUAUGUAAUGUCUUGAUUUACAGCUUCCGAGAAAAAAAAAGUAAAAAAAAAAAAAAAAAGAAGAAGAAAAGAAAACAAACAAUAAAGUUAAAAAAAAAGUGGGCCAAUUUUUGACUACUUAAAAAUAGAAAACAAAAC
This is a messenger RNA of Zonotrichia leucophrys gambelii, 2595 nucleotides long. RefSeq names its product neuregulin 2 (gene NRG2). Lineage: Eukaryota; Metazoa; Chordata; Aves; Passeriformes; Passerellidae. The coding region runs from base 45 to 2204 and encodes 719 amino acids. The record is from RefSeq and is a predicted model, not a curated record. Gene Ontology annotation, molecular function: signaling receptor binding. The transcript has 11 exons. Gene Ontology annotation, biological process: nervous system development; intracellular signal transduction; animal organ development.